Molecule: messenger RNA, 1689 nt
Organism: Soboliphyme baturini
Lineage: Eukaryota; Metazoa; Nematoda; Enoplea; Dioctophymatida; Soboliphymatidae
Source: the annotation of a GenBank genome assembly
AUGAAGACAGGUCACAGCCACACGGUUAUUGGCUCAAAGAAUGAGUGGCAUUUUGUCAGCCCCGCGCUGCCUCAUUCACGAACCAGACGAAGCGUUCUUCACUACCGGAAGCUGAAGAAAGAUCCCGAUGUGCACUUCGUGCUUCAGCAGGAGGGCUUCCGCCGCGUGAAACGGGGAUUCAGGCAACUGAAAGAAAGAUUGAAGGCGGAAAAGGCGGCUGUUUUGGCGAAUUCACCGACGGACCCUCUUUAUCCAUUUCAGUGGUAUUUGAAAAACACCGGUCAGUUUGGAGGCAAGGAACGACUCGAUUUGAACGUGGAAAAGGCAUGGGCGUUAGGAUACACCGGCAAAAACGUGACCACGGCUAUCAUGGACGAUGGCGUUGACUACAUGCAUCCGGAUUUGAAAGACAACUUCAAUGCAGAGGUGAGCUACGACUUCAGCAGCAAUGACCCUUUCCCAUACCCCCGGUACACGGACGACUGGUUCAAUAGCCACGGUACGCGAUGCGCCGGCGAAAUCGCUGCCAUUCGAGGUAAUGAUAUCUGCGGGGUCGGCGUGGCCUAUAACUCCAAGAUAGCAGGUAUACGAAUGCUCGACCAGCCAUACAUGACCGAUUUGAUCGAGGCAAACUCUAUGAGUCACGAAUCAAAUAAAAUCGACAUCUACUCUGCCAGCUGGGGUCCUACAGACGAUGGCAAAACGGUAGACGGUCCAAGGAAUGCGACAAUGCGGGCCAUUGUCAAAGGUGUCAAUGAGGGUCGAAACGGCCUGGGCAGCAUUUUCGUUUGGGCAUCAGGUGAUGGUGGCGAGGACGAUGACUGCAACUGUGACGGCUACGCUUCGAGCAUGUGGACAAUCUCGAUCAAUUCCGCCAUUAAUAACGGGGAAAAUGCCCGUUACGACGAAAGCUGCAGCUCAACCCUGGCUUCGACGUUUAGCAACGGAGGUAGAAAUCAAGAGUCGGGAGUGGCUACCACCGAUCUCUAUGGUCAGUGCACCAAAAGCCACAGCGGAACGUCUGCAGCUGCCCCAGAGGCAGCGGGAGUCUUCGCACUGGCACUGGAAGCAAACCCAAAAUUGACCUGGAGAGAUUUACAGUACCUGACGGUUUUGACGUCGAACCGAAACUCGCUUUAUGAUGGCCGGUGUCGCACUAUCCCUACAUUGGAUAGGUUUGGAAACAGCAUUAAGACCAACGAGAACUGUUCCCAUUUCGAGUGGUUGGUCAACGGCGUAGGACUGGAGUUCAACCAUCUUUUCGGCUAUGGCGUUUUGGACGCUACGGAAAUGGUGCUUCUAGCAAAGGUGUGGAAGUCGGUCCCUCCGCGGUACCAUUGCGACGCUGGAAGCAUAUUCGAACCUAUGCUGAUACCUACAACGGGAAACUUGGUGAUGGAAAUUGACACUAAAGCAUGCGCCGGAACCGACACCGCCGUGAACUACUUAGAACACGUUCAGGCAGUGGUCACUUUGAACAGCACGCGACGAGGAGACGUCACUCUGUUCCUCAUCAGUCCAAUGGGCACUCGUUCCAUGAUACUGAGUCGUAGACCAAAAGACGACGAUCACAAAGAUGGAUUUACGAACUGGCCGUUUAUGACAACUCAUACCUGGGGCGAAAAGGCACAAGGCAAAUGGAAAUUGGUUGCUCGAUUUCAGGUACUACUCGUUUGGACAUGCUCUUAA